UACAACGGGAAGAUCUCCACGUCCGGCCACGGCCAGCUGCGGAGCCGCUUCGUCAAGAAGAAUGGUCAGUGCAAUGUGGUCUUCACCAACAUGGCCGACAAGCCGCAGCGGUACCUGGCGGACAUCUUCACGACGUGCGUGGACAUCCGCUGGCGGUACCUGCUGAUGAUAUUCUGCUCCACCUUCUUGUUCUCCUGGCUCGUGUUUGGCUUGAUCUUCUACAGCGUGUCUUUAGCGCACGGGGACUUCGAUAAAGAUCGCGAGAGCAGCAGAAAGCCGUGGAAACCGUGUUUGCUGCACGUCGAGGGUUUCGUCGGCGCGUUCCUGUUCUCAAUCGAGACCCAAACUACGAUUGGUUACGGCUGGCGCUGCGUGACCGAAGAGUGUCCCAUAGCGAUCGUAACUGUGGUGGUGCAAUCGAUCGUUGGAUGCAUCAUUGACUCUUUCAUGAUUGGCACCAUCAUGGCCAAAAUGGCACGUCCGAAGAAGCGAAACCAAACCUUGCUGUUUUCGCAUAACGCUGUGAUUGCGUUGCGCGACGGGAAGCUGUGUUUAAUGUGG
This is a messenger RNA of Sinocyclocheilus grahami, 561 nucleotides long. RefSeq names its product ATP-sensitive inward rectifier potassium channel 12-like. The annotation marks the transcript as partial. Gene Ontology annotation, cellular component: plasma membrane. The transcript has a single exon. Lineage: Eukaryota; Metazoa; Chordata; Actinopteri; Cypriniformes; Cyprinidae. The record is from RefSeq and is a predicted model, not a curated record. Gene Ontology annotation, biological process: potassium ion import across plasma membrane; regulation of monoatomic ion transmembrane transport. Gene Ontology annotation, molecular function: inward rectifier potassium channel activity.